CGCAACCACCUAUUCCAACCUGCACCAUGGCAAAUGUGUUCAGCCUCAAGGGCCAGGCUCUCAAACUCGACACCGCCGCCGACCUCCAAAAACACGUCGGCCCUCUCGAGUCCAACGCCGACAUUGCAGAAGUCCACCUUGAAGGCAACACCAUCGGCGUAGAAGCCUCGCAAGCCCUCGCCAAAAUCCUCGCAACCAAGAAGAACCUCCGGAUCGCCAAUCUCGCCGAUCUCUUCACUGGACGCCUCCUCUCCGAAAUCCCCGCCGCCCUCGAUGCCCUCCUUACCGCCCUUCUUCAGUGCCCGAACCUCCACACCGUCAACCUGAACGACAAUGCUUUCGGUCUGAAUACCGUUGAGCCUCUCCGACCUUUCCUCAGCAAACACACCCCUCUCCAGCAUCUCUACCUCAACAACAAUGGUCUCGGCCCUGCAGCUGGCACACUCGUGGCACAAGCUCUGGAGCAACUAGCAGAAUACAAAGCCGCAGCGAGGAAAGAAGGCAAAGAGGUGCCCGAUCUCGAGACAGUGAUAUGCGGACGGAAUCGCCUAGAAACGGGCAGUAUGGCAGCGUGGGUGAAAGCCUACACGGCGAACAACAAGGUCAAGACGGUGAAGAUGGUGCAGAAUGGAAUUCGACAAGAAGGAAUCGCAACGCUGCUGCAGCAUGGACUUUCCAACUGCGCCGUACUCGAGACCCUGGAUCUGCAAGACAACACAUUCACAUCCCUCGCGGCUAAGACGCUCUCCACUGUGGUUCCCUCGUGGGCAGAGUUGAAAGAGCUGGCAGUCGGCGACUGCCUCCUCUCAGCACGGGGAGGACGCAUGCUCGGCGAAGCACUGGCAAAAGCAGGGAACAAGAAGCUGGAGAUUCUGCGAUUGCAGUACAACGAAAUCGACACGAAGGGUCUCAAAGCCAUCUCGGACGCUGCGAAUGCCGAGUCUGCGCUGCCGCGACUGCGGCGGGUGGAGCUGAACGGGAACAAAUUCGCAGAGGAGGAUGCGAGUAUCGAGGCGUUGCAAAAGGUGCUGGAGAAGAGGAAAGACGAGCAGGCGGAGGAGUAUCCUGGUGUGGAUGAGGACGAUGAGGAUGCAUGGGGGAUAGAUGAGCUGGACGAGUUGGACGACGACGAUGAUGACGAAGAUGAGGAGGAUGGCGAGGCUGACGAGUUGGAAGCUGAGGAGGAGCAGAUCGUGAAGGAUGCGGAUGAGGCCGUGGCCGAGCCUGUGUCGGCGAAGACGGACAAGGAUGUCGAUGAGCUGGCGGAUGUGCUGGGCAAGACGGAGAUCAAAUGA
This is a messenger RNA of Zymoseptoria tritici IPO323, 1295 nucleotides long. RefSeq lists its product as uncharacterized. Gene Ontology annotation, cellular component: cytosol; perinuclear region of cytoplasm; nucleus. Gene Ontology annotation, biological process: nucleocytoplasmic transport; activation of GTPase activity. NCBI's taxonomy places the organism in Eukaryota, Fungi, Ascomycota, Dothideomycetes, Mycosphaerellales, Mycosphaerellaceae. Bases 27 to 1295 code for a protein of 422 amino acids. The transcript has a single exon. Gene Ontology annotation, molecular function: small GTPase binding; GTPase activator activity. The record is from RefSeq and is a predicted model, not a curated record.